Messenger RNA from Lodderomyces orthopsilosis Co 90-125, 981 nucleotides. RefSeq lists its product as uncharacterized. Gene Ontology annotation, cellular component: cytosol; eukaryotic 43S preinitiation complex; eukaryotic translation initiation factor 3 complex. The record is from RefSeq and is a predicted model, not a curated record. Gene Ontology annotation, molecular function: protein binding; translation initiation factor activity; metallopeptidase activity. Lineage: Eukaryota; Fungi; Ascomycota; Pichiomycetes; Serinales; Debaryomycetaceae. Bases 1 to 981 code for a protein of 326 amino acids. The transcript has a single exon.
AUGCCAAACAAAUAUACUCCUCCUACAGUUAAUACUGUUACUUUAUCAUCAUCAGUAUUGUUAUCAUUACUUAGACACACAUCAGAGCAUUAUCCAUCCAUUUUUUCAGGUGCAUUGUUGGGGUUUGAGGAUGACAAAACGGUUGAUAUCACUCAUAUUUUCCCAUUCCCAUAUCCAGAUCAAUACGAAGGAGGCUCAUUUAAAUCUAAGAGUGGAAGUCAGUACCAAAAAGAUUUAUUAGAAAAUUACAAGAAAUUGGGCUAUGGCGUUGAAUUUCAAGGGUGGUUCCAAUCCACAAUUUCUGGUAAUUUUGUCACUAGUCAAUUGGUUGAAGCUGUAGCUCAACAGCAAUUACAGAAUCCAAAUGUUUUCAUCUUAAUCCACGAUAUGUCUAGUAUCGGACAAGAAAUAAAUUUGAAAGCACUUAGAUUGUCCACUGGAUAUAUGAAUUCUUAUGUCGAUGGUAAAUGGAAAUCAAGAGAUUUGGAAAAGAACAAGAUAUCAUAUUUGAAUAUAUUUGACGAAUUAGAACUUGACGUACAAAACCAAUCUUUGGUCAACUUAUACUUGGCAUCAUCUAGACCAUCAUCGAUAUCCGAAUCGGAUUACAAUAUCGUCAACUUGUUAUCCAAUUCUAAUUCAACUGCACACUUGUUAGAAUCAUUAUAUGGACAAGUAGAUUCAUUCAAUUAUGACCAAAAUAACUUCAACUAUUAUCAAAGACAAUAUUCAAAAGAACAAGGCAAGAUUCAACAGUGGAAACAUCAAAGAAAAGUUGAUAAUUUAGAGAGAGCCAAGAACGGAGAAAAAGAAUUGGAUACUGAUGAAUGGAAGUCACAAUUUAAAUUACCUGUCGAACCAUCAAGACUAAACAACAUGCUUUAUAGUCAUUCAAUUGAUGUAUUGGCAGAUGAUAUUUUAAAGAAAUGUGAUGAGAAAUUGAAAAAGAGUUUUGCUAUAAAUAGAAAAUUAACUUCAUAA